Messenger RNA from Lodderomyces pseudojiufengensis, 2718 nucleotides. RefSeq names its product bifunctional hydroxyacyl-CoA dehydrogenase/enoyl-CoA hydratase (gene FOX2). The record is from RefSeq and is a predicted model, not a curated record. The transcript has a single exon. Bases 1 to 2718 code for a protein of 905 amino acids. Lineage: Eukaryota; Fungi; Ascomycota; Pichiomycetes; Serinales; Debaryomycetaceae. Gene Ontology annotation, molecular function: oxidoreductase activity.
AUGUCAAAAAUAGAUUUUAAAGAUAAAGUAGUUAUUAUUACUGGUGCAGGAGGUGGUUUAGGUAAAUUUUAUUCAUUAGAAUUUGCAAAAAGAGGUGCAAAAGUUGUUGUUAAUGAUUUAGGUGGAGCAUUAAGUGGUGAAGGAGGAAAUUCAAAAGCAGCAGAUGUUGUUGUUGAUGAAAUUAAAAAAAAUGGUGGUAUUGCUGUAGCAGAUUAUAAUAAUGUUUUAGAUGGUGCAAAAAUUGUUGAUACAGCAGUUAAAAAUUUUGGUACUGUUCAUGUUAUAAUAAAUAAUGCAGGUAUAUUAAGAGAUGCAAGUAUUAAAAAAAUGACUGAAAAAGAUUUUAAAUUAGUUUUAGAUGUUCAUUUAAAUGGUGCUUUUGCUGUUACAAAAGCUGCUUGGCCAUAUUUUCAAAAACAAAAUUAUGGUAGAAUUGUAAAUACUUCUUCACCAGCUGGUCUUUAUGGUAAUUUUGGUCAAACUAAUUAUUCAGCUGCUAAAAGUGGUAUGAUUGGAUUUGCUGAAACUUUAGCAAAAGAAGGUGAAAGAUAUAAUAUUAAAGCAAAUACUAUUGCUCCUUUAGCAAGAUCAAGAAUGACUGAAUCAAUUUUACCACCACCAGUUUUAGAAAAAUUAGGUGCUGAAAAAGUUGCUCCAUUAGUUUUAUAUUUAUCUUCUUCAGAAAAUGAAUUAUCUGGUCAAACUUUUGAAGUUGCUGCUGGAUUUUAUGGUCAAAUUAGAUGGGAAAGAUCUGGUGGUAUAAUUGUUAAACCAGAUGAAACUUUUACUGCUGAAUUAGUUGCUAAAAGAUUUAAUGAAAUUUUAGAUUUUGAUGAUUCUAAAAAACCAGAAUUAUUAAAAAAUCAACAUCCAUUUAUGUUAAAUGAUUAUACUUCAUUAACUAAAGCUGCAAGAGAAUUACCAUCAAAUGAUUUAUCUGGUGCUCCAAAAGUUUCAUUAAAAGAUAAAGUUGUUUUAAUUACUGGUGCAGGUGCUGGUUUAGGUAAAGAAUAUGCUAAAUGGUUUGCUAAAUAUGGUGCAAAAGUUGUUGUUAAUGAUUUUAAAGAUGCUACUAAAACUGUUGAUGAAAUUAAAGCUGCAGGAGGUCAAGCUCAUGCUGAUCAACAUAAUGUUGCAACUGAAGCUGAUGCAAUUAUUGAAAAUGUAUUACAAGCUUAUGGUACUAUUGAUAUUUUAGUUAAUAAUGCAGGAAUUUUAAGAGAUAGAUCAUUUGCUAAAAUGACAAAAGAUGAAUGGGAUCAAGUUCAAGCUGUUCAUUUAUUAGGAACAUUUAAUUUAUGUAGAUUAGCUUUCCCAAUUAUGACUGAAAAGAAAUUUGGUAGAAUUGUUAAUAUUACUUCAACUUCAGGAAUUUAUGGUAAUUUUGGUCAAGCUAAUUAUGCUUCUGCAAAAUCAGCUAUUUUAGGUUUAUCAAAAACUUUAGCUAUUGAAGGUGCAAGAAAUAAUGUUAAAGUUAAUAUUGUUGCUCCUCAUGCUGAAACUGCAAUGACUUUAACUAUUUUCAGAGAAGAAGAUAAAAACUUAUAUCAUGCUGAUCAAGUUGCUCCAUUAUUAGUUUUCUUAGGUUCUGAAGAAGUUCCAGUAACUGGUGAAACCUUUGAAAUCGGUGGUGGUUGGAUUGGUAACACUAGAUGGCAAAGAGCCAAAGGUGCUGUUUCUCAUGAUGCUGAAACUACUGUUGAAUUUAUUAAAGAUCAUUUAGAAGAUAUUAUUGAUUUUUCAAAAGAUACUGAAAAUCCAAAAUCAACUACUGAAUCAUCAAUGGCUAUCUUAUCUGCUGUUGGUGGAGAUGAUGACGACGAAGAUGAAGAAGAAGAAGAUGAAGGUGAUGAAGAAGAUGAAGAAGAAGAACCAGAAGAAGAAGAUGAUCCAGUUUGGAAAUUCAAUGAUAGAGAUGUUAUAUUAUAUAAUAUUGCAUUAGGAGCAACAACAAAACAAUUACAAUAUGUUUAUGAAAAUGAUUCAGAUUUCCAAGUUAUUCCAACUUUUGGUCAUUUAAUUACUUUCAACUCAGGAAAAUCACAAAAUUCAUUUGCAAAAUAUUUAAGAAAUUUUAAUCCAAUGUUUUUAUUACAUGGUGAACAUUAUAUUAAAGUUCAUAAAUGGCCACCACCAACUGAAGGUGAAAUUAAAACUUCUUUCCAACCUUUACAAACUACUCAAAAGGGUACUAAUGUUGUUAUUGUUCAUGGAUCAAAUUCAGUUGAUAAUAAAACUGGUGAAACUAUUUAUUCAAAUGAAGCAACUUAUUUUAUUAGAAAUUGUCAAGCUGAUAAUAAAACUUAUGGAGAUAGAAGAUCAUUUGCAACAAAUCCAUGGGUUGCACCAAAAAGAGAACCAGAUUAUGAAGUUGAUGUUAAAGUUGGAGAAGAUUUAGCUGCAUUAUAUAGAUUAACUGGUGAUAGAAAUCCUUUACAUAUUGAUCCAAAUUUUGCAAAAGGAGCAAAAUUCCCAAAACCAAUUUUACAUGGUAUGUGUACUUAUGGAUUAUCAGCAAAAGCUUUAAUUGAUAAAUUUGGUAUGUUUGAUGAAAUUAAAGCAAGAUUUACAGGAGUUGUUUAUCCAGGUGAAACUUUAAGAGUUUUAGCUUGGAAAGAAGGUGAAAAUGUUAUUUUCCAAACUCAUGUUAAAGAAAGAGGUACAGUUGCAAUUAAUAAUGCUGCUAUAAAAUUAAUUGGUGAUAAACCAAAUUUAUAA